ACGGUAUUUAAUAAAAAAUUCAAAUAAUAUGUUCUUGAACUAUUAGUAAAAGGAUACACAACCAAUAGAAAUUUAGACAAUUAUAUAAAAUUAGGAAUUUACUAAAAUGGCAACAAAAUUAAGUGAAUCAUUAACACAAGACUCUGAUGAAACGAAAGAAAUGUAUUGUGAGGAAUGUGAAAAACACACUGGAGCUUAUGCAACAGCUGAAGCUUUCUGUGUAAAUUGUGUGGAAUAUAAAUGUAAGACCUGCCAAGAAUAUCAUAAGAGACAUUUUAAGGCUCACACAAUCUAUGACAGUGGUAGAAUGCCACAGGAUUUUUAUUUUGAAAAAUGUUCUUUGCAUCCAAAACAACUGAUCAAGUUUUACUGUUUGGAAUGUAAUAUAGAGGGGUGUCAAGAAUGUAAGGAUAAUGAUCAUGAGAACUGUAGAAAUGUUAAUCAUUUACCUACCCUUGCUUCUGGCAUACAAAAGAGUAAUGAAUUAAAUGAUAUCAAACUGAACAUGGACACAUUAUCAGAGGAUAUGAACAACAUUAAAAAAUUGUUAAAAGCAAAAUGUGAAUUGAUUGAUAAACAAGAAGAAAACAUAAUUAAAGCAUGUAAGGAGUAUACAGAUAAGCUGAUAGCAACUUACAAACAACAACAUCAAUACCUAAUCGAUGAUUUUGAUAAGCAAAUGGAAGAUUCCAUUGCUAAGUUAAAGAAAGAAAGGUCAGAACUAAUUCAAAGGGUGUCUGAAAAGGAAAGAAAAUUUGAAGUAAAAGUAAGAAAAGCUGAAACAGUUAUGAAAGAAGAGGUUGUUAACACAAAUACUAACUUUAAAAAACUCAAAUCAAAACACUUGAGUUUGACUAAGGAUUUUGAAAUUCUUUCUUCUGAUUUAAAACAUGCUCAGAAAAUAGGCCAAAACUGCAAACUAUUUAUCAAAUUAAAACUAGCAAAACAUAAAUGCAAACAAAUUCAACUCUCUACUGGUAAAAUACAAGAUGCCUUCAUACAAGGCUACAAACUUGAACCAUUUAAAAUUCAAACAACAGCUCAAUCUCUUGAGAAAGAAACAACCUUUUUCUCAUUGGUAAAAGUACAUGUAUCAGCUUUAGAGAGGGGGGUUACGUUUAAUUCAGAUAUGUUCCAUCAGGUCAGAAAUGUGUCGUCUUUGCUUGUUUUAUCUGAACACACACUUCUAACAUCGGACUGGUAUACGAAAAGUCUAGUUAUUUAUAAGCAAGAACAGCCAGACCAAGAAUCAUUCACUGAAUUUAAAUUUGAUAAAUAUCCUCAUGGAUUAACAAAAAUUACAGACUACAAAGUUGUUGUUACAUUUCCAGACGACAGGAAGAUUAGACUUAUUACAUUUUCUAAAGAUAUGAAAAUUCUAAAUAUAACUGAAAUACCAGGGAAUGGUCAUUGUAGGGGUAUUGUUUACAGUAAUAACCAUCUUGUUGUUUCAUACUGGAAUCCAAGUUGUGUUAAGAUUUUAAAUAUGUCAGGUAAAAUAGUGAAAUCAUUUGACAACGAAAACAAUUGUCAGAAUCUGUUUUCCAAUCCUUUGUACUUGACUGUUAGUCCUGACAAUACUAUGAUAUAUGUCUCUGAUUGUGACAAGAACACUGUGACCUGUUUGACUUUUGAUGGAAUGUUGAAAUCCAUAUACAAAGAUGAGAAGCUGAAUUAUCCUCACCAACUUGCUGUUGAUGAUUUUGGAUCAGUAUGUGUGUGUGGUCAAGACUCAAACAAUAUCCAUCAAUUAUCUCGUAAUCUCAACAAAGUGAAAAUACUGAUAGAUAAAAGUCAUGGCAUAAAUACACCAACAAGUAUUGCAUACUGCCAGAAUACUAAGAGAUUAUUUGUUGGAAUGGAUUGUAAUAGAAAAAUAAAAAUUUUCAAUGUGACACUUGAGUAAAUUUUGUAACAUUUAAGCAUAGACUUCAGACCAAACAUUCAUUCCUAAGUCUCAUUUUAGGGUGGUUGAAUAUGGUCCUUAUAGCCAUAGCAACUUAACACUCUAUUAUAAGAUAUGGCACAUUGGAAUCUUGAACUUAUAUUUUAAUGCACAUAUUCAUCAGCAUCAAAUCCGUUAACAUGUUUUAUAAGGUUGACUUGUGUAAAUAAAUUAUGCUUAUAAUUUUUCUUUCUAUAAAAUGAUUUUAUCAUUUAUUUUCCCAAAAAGAAAACACUAGAUCUAAUACCUGCUUGUAAAUACACGCAACUGUAAAUGAAAUGAGAUGCAUUUAUCAAUAAAUUUUAUUUCCU
This is a messenger RNA of Ruditapes philippinarum (Manila clam), 2256 nucleotides long. RefSeq lists its product as uncharacterized. The record is from RefSeq and is a predicted model, not a curated record. The transcript has a single exon. Bases 107 to 1906 code for a protein of 599 amino acids. Gene Ontology annotation, molecular function: zinc ion binding. Lineage: Eukaryota; Metazoa; Mollusca; Bivalvia; Venerida; Veneridae.